Messenger RNA from Klebsormidium nitens, 468 nucleotides. Lineage: Eukaryota; Viridiplantae; Streptophyta; Klebsormidiophyceae; Klebsormidiales; Klebsormidiaceae. The record is from the annotation of a GenBank genome assembly.
AUGGAAACGCGGCUGGAGCAGGCGCUGGAGAUGGAAACUACAGUGCACGUGGAGAAGUACGUGCACAGGGAGUCAAUUGAAGUUCUGGUCGAGGAAGCCUCAACGCUGUUUUCGACGAGAAAGGGAGGGAGGUACAGGGUUACGAUAGACUCUGCCCCGAGGUGUGACGAGAUUUGUCCGGAGUACGUGGAGAUGAAGGAGAAGACGUCAGGGAGCUGGGUCCACUGCAGACACGUGUACGCGGUGCUGCGGGUGGGACUCAGGCUGUUCGACUUCACUGACGAAGACGAAACAGGGGUGCCGUUGAUCCACCAGGCUACGUUUUCGGAGAAGGAGCUUAGAUCGAUUUUGUCACAGGGCCUAGACGUCAAAGCGAUGGGGGGAGAAUUAAUAGAAUACGCAACAGAAGAAGAAUCGGCCGCCAGGCAGAGGCGGCCGCCAUGCUGGCCGGACUCCACUCCACUGUAG